UUGUCUGCUUUGUGACAGGAAAGGGGCAUUUUCCUUUUCUCUCGGAGGAAGGAGCACUGUGAGGUCUCCUCGCCUCUCUCUCCUUGCAUUGCUUCAGCUCAGUGUGGUUCAGGCCCAUGGAGCCUGCCAACUGCUCGACUGCCAGCGCUGUGGUGGACAUAGCCGUGGGCACCAUGCUGACACUGGAGUGUGUGCUGGGCCUGAUGGGCAAUGCUGUGGCCCUCUGGACCUUCUUUUACCGUCUCAAAGUGUGGAAGCCUUAUGCUGUCUACCUGUUCAACCUGGUGGUGGCUGACCUGCUGUUGGCCACCAGUUUGCCCUUCUUUGCUGCCUUCUAUCUGAAGGGCAAGACCUGGAAACUUGGCCAUGUGCCCUGCCAAGUCCUGCUCUUCCUGCUGGCAUUCAGCCGUGGUGUGGGAGUAGCCUUCCUGACGACAGUGGCUCUAGACCGGUAUCUGCGUGUGGUCCAUCCUCGGCUCAGAGUUAACUUGCUGUCUCUGAGGGCAGCUUGGGGCAUCUCCAACCUCAUCUGGCUUCUGAUGGCUGCUCUCACUCCCCAAAACCUGCUCGCUUGCAAGACUACCCAGAAUUCCACAGAGUGCCCCAGCUUCUACCCAGUAGGAGAGACCAAGGCCAUUGCCACCUACCAGGAGGUACUCUUCUUCCUUCAGGUCCUGCUCCCCUUUGGCCUCAUCUCCUUCUGCAACAGUGGGCUUAUCAGGACCCUCCAGAAGAGACUCCGAGAGUCUGACAGGCAGCCCAGGAUCCGGAGGACCAGGGUGCUGGUUGCCAUGGUGCUUCUGCUGUUUGGAUUGUGCUUCCUGCCUAGUGUCGUGACCAGGGUUCUGGUGCACAUCUUUCGGGAAUUUAAGAGCUGCAGUGUCCAGCAAGCCAUAGGGCAGGUCUCUGACAUUGCUGGCAGCCUCACCUGCCUGCACAGUGCAUUGAGUCCAGCCGUCUACUGCUUCUCCAACCCGGCAUUCACCCACUCAUACCGGAAGGUGUUCAAAAGCCUUCGAGGCAGGAGGAAGGCAGCAGAGUCACCUAGCUCCAACCUCAGGGACUCCUAUUCCUGAUGACUGUUGAAAUCCUCAGUUCCUUUUGGUCUGGGAACCACCUUGGAUCUAAGUAACAACCUAAUAGUCUUAGGGUAAGAAGAAAGAAACUUCACUGCAAGGAUCUAGACACAGUCUGUCACUGUCGUGACAAGCUGGGUUCACUUGGAUUUCCCCCUGAUACUAUACAGGGCCCUGUAGUAUUUGAUUUGAAUCAAUAGGACUGAGCCUGCCUCCAGUGCCCAGUGGCCAUCCUGAUGGAGUUGCCACGUUGCGUUGAGCAUCUCUGCACAUCCACACAGGAAGAACCCAACUGGCUGCAUCAGCAGAGGAGAGCGGUGGUGCCGCUCCAGCACCAUCUGGUCUACCCAGUCACGCACACCUUCUACACUUCCAUUCUCCAGUGUGAAAACCACUCUCAUCUCGCCCUUCACAGAGCUCAGAACAAUGGAAGCCAGCAACCCCCCCACCCCCAUGUUCUGAAGAGGUCACAUUCUGUUUUUUAUGAAGUUCUCCUUUGUUUUUAUAGGCUGUACAGAAUGUCUCAGACAGUUCAAUGAGCUACCUCCCUCACUGUAAGAAAUAUCUGCUAAUUGCCUCAAAACUGACCUAGAAGUUCUUGCUUUA
This is a messenger RNA of Apodemus sylvaticus (European woodmouse), 1682 nucleotides long. It is a transcript of the gene Gpr31, whose product is annotated as G protein-coupled receptor 31. The record is from RefSeq and is a predicted model, not a curated record. Bases 117 to 1076 code for a protein of 319 amino acids. NCBI's taxonomy places the organism in Eukaryota, Metazoa, Chordata, Mammalia, Rodentia, Muridae. Gene Ontology annotation, cellular component: membrane. Gene Ontology annotation, molecular function: G protein-coupled receptor activity. The transcript has a single exon. Gene Ontology annotation, biological process: G protein-coupled receptor signaling pathway.